Ostrinia nubilalis (European corn borer) is the source of this 437-nucleotide messenger RNA. RefSeq lists its product as uncharacterized. The record is from RefSeq and is a predicted model, not a curated record. Lineage: Eukaryota; Metazoa; Arthropoda; Insecta; Lepidoptera; Crambidae. The transcript has 3 exons. The coding region runs from base 66 to 317 and encodes 83 amino acids.
ACGCUUGGAGGCAUCAGUCCGUAUUUUGUUUUUGAGCAGUGCAGUCGUUUGAAAGCCGACCAACAAUGAACAAGUAUAUGAUCGUCUUCUUGGCUUUGUGCCUUAUUAGCGUUCACGCUUUCGUGAAACGCGAUGCUCCUGCGAAAACUGACGAGAACUACCUUCAAGAAAUCCAAAAACAGGCUGAUGCGUUAAUCAAGGAUAUCGGCGGCAAAUUGAAGGAGGCUGUAGACCCUGACACGAUAAAGAAGAAUUUCAACGAUUUUAUUGACAAUACUAAGAAAUUUAUUGACAACGCCGGCCCCAAGAAAGAAUAGUAAAUGUUCCUAUGAAAGACUGAUGUGCCUCCAUACCGACAUACUGAGCUCAACCGUAGGCUGUAAAACUAUGUAUCGGAAUUGUAGAGCAAGACAAUAAAAAUGUAAUGUGAUACUGUA